AGUCCUCUUUCUCUCCAAAAACAUUCUCCAUGUCAAUCUCUAGUCUCUCAAAUCUCUAUUCCUCUUCCCUUUCUCCACAUUCUCUUCAUCUCUUCUCUCACUCCAAAUCUCACCCUUAUCUCCUCCUCAGAGUCUCCUCAUCACCUCCAAUUUCUGCUCCAAAAUUGCCCAGAUUGAGAACCCUAACCACCAGGGCUUCUAUUAGUAGAGCUGAAAAGCAUGCCCAUGAAGCAGAGAAGGAGUCGGUGGUGGAGGACUUGGGAGAAGAUGGGGAUGUUUACAGGAAGACCUUGCGGCUUGUUGAAUGCGCCAUGUUUGCCUCUGUUGCUGGGCUUGCUUAUUUGUUGAGCAAUUCACUCGCCAUUGAGAAUUACUUCGGUUGUUUCUUCUCAUUGCCAAUAGUCAUUUCUUCAAUGAGGUGGGGUUUGGCGGCUGGCAGAAAGACCAUGGUGGCUACAACCAUGCUAUUGUUCACUUUAUCUGGUCCAGUUAAGGCGUCUACCUAUAUGCUUAUGCAUGGAUUAGUUGGUCUUGCCAUGGGUUCUCUAUGGAGAUUGGGUGCAAAUUGGGGUCUUUCGAUUGUACUCUGCACAAUUGUUCGUGCAUUGGGUGCUAUCGGCUAUGUCUUAGUAUCCUCAUUCUUAAUACGAGAAAACAUUCUUGAGUUGAUCACCAUUAACAUUCAUGCUUCACUCACAUAUAUCCUAAUGGCCGUAGGAGUGAAUGCCAUUCCAUCCAUGGAUGCAAUAUAUGGAAUAUUUGGAACUCUGCUUCUUCUCAACUGUGGAUUUUUCGUAUUCUUGUUGCAUAUUCUAUACGCCGUCUUCCUUACAAAACUCGGGAUGAAGGAUUCUUUGUCGUUUCCACAAUGGUUAGCGAAGGGAAUAUGACGACAAAUCGGUCAUUUUUCAUUGUUUUAUUGUUGUACAUUUUGACAAUGUUUUAUUAGUCCAUAAUUUACAGUUUACAGAGAAAUAGAGGACCUGCAAUGCAGAUCUACCAGUGAAAUAUAUAUACAUAUCAUUCA
Messenger RNA from Dioscorea cayenensis subsp. rotundata (Guinea yam), 1027 nucleotides. RefSeq lists its product as uncharacterized. The coding region runs from base 30 to 890 and encodes 286 amino acids. NCBI's taxonomy places the organism in Eukaryota, Viridiplantae, Streptophyta, Magnoliopsida, Dioscoreales, Dioscoreaceae. The record is from RefSeq and is a predicted model, not a curated record. The transcript has 8 exons.